Molecule: messenger RNA, 1797 nt
Organism: Penicillium vulpinum
Lineage: Eukaryota; Fungi; Ascomycota; Eurotiomycetes; Eurotiales; Aspergillaceae
Product: SAP domain protein
Exons: 1
Coding region: 1-1797 (598 amino acids)
Source: RefSeq, a predicted model, not a curated record
AUGACUGACUAUUCGUCGUUGAAAGUGGCUGAUUUGAAGGCUGAGUGCAAGAAGCGCGGCAUCCCUCAGACUGGCCUCCGCCUCAAGCAGCAAUUCAUUGACAAAUUGACUGAACUUGACUCACAAACAGACCAGGUUACGACCGAAGAACCAGCAUCAACACCAGCAGAAGACCCUACCGAAUCACAGCCAUCUGCGCCAGAUGAUGUUUCGCAAGCAAAGUCGCAGCCCGAAGAACCAGAAAAUGAACAGCCCGAGCAACCAAAGGAAGAAGCAGUUCCACAAACCGAGGAAACAACAGCACCUAUGUCAGAAUCGGAUCAAGCUCGUGAUGGACAAAUGCAGGCAGAUGAGUCGGCCCAAAGAGAGACAGUUUUGGCAGCCGAUAUGAAAUCGCCAAAGGUUGAAGAUGUCGCAAAGCCUGCAGAGGCACAAACAGAGACAGCUACCCCUGCAGAUGAAAAGCCUACAGCCGCACCUUCACAGCUACAAACGGAUGAAGCAGCCCAAGUUGCGAAGAACGAGGACCCCGCAAAGGCCCAAGAAAAAUCGAUCACAUCUACUACCCAAGCCUCAGAGGUUGAAACCGGAUUAUCGACACCUCUCCCAGUUGAAGAGGUAUUGGAAGAUACACGCAAACGGAAACGCCGCAGCCAGAGCCCGGCCCCCACUCUAGAAGAGAUUGCGAACAGGAAAGCUCGUGCAAAGGAAUCAACCCCGCGCGUGUUGCUGAAGGACGAUGAGGCGUCAGUCCCUCGUGAUGAGAGACUUAGUGAUUUAAAGUCUGAAGACGAAAAAGCAGAGGACGACGCAGACAAACAACCUAUUGAGACACAAACAGACUCGCACAAAAACCCCACCAAGCAAGAUGCUCGGUUCCGCAACCUAUUUGCACCUGCCGUUGCAUCUUCCCAACCCGCCUCUCCCCCGAGAGACAUCACAAUGCAGGAUGCGGAUAGCACCCCCGCGUUGCACCCUGCAACUUCUGCCCUCUACAUUGAUGGCCUCAUGCGCCCACUCCAGCCUACUGCACUCCGCAAACACCUGGCCAGCCUUGCAUCCGCCCCCGGAACCACAGAUUCCGAUGCCAUCAUUGACUUCUAUCUUGAUGCUAUCAAAACCCACUGUUUUGUGAGUUUCACCAGUGUCGCAGCAGCCUCGCGGGUUCGUUCUGCCGUCCAUGGGGCUGUGUGGCCCAACGAGCGCAAUCGUAAGAGUCUCCGGGCGGAUUUUAUCCCUGACGAGAAGAUCAAGGAAUGGAUUGAGACAGAGGAGAAGUCCCGAGACCGCGCUGGCGCUGCUGCUCGUUGGGAAGUGAGAUAUGAGACAUCUGAUGACGGAACCACGGCUACUCUUGCCGAGGUGGGCUCCGUUCCCUCUGGACAACGUGAGUCAGGUUUCAAUCGUACUCCUCCCUUGGGCCCGCGCCGCGAUCUUGAGAAGCUUGCCCGUCGCCCUUCCAACGCACCUCCCACGGCUCCCGCACCUCCGUCACGACCUGGGCAGGGGUUUAAGCCUCUGGAUGAAUUGUUCGAAUCUACCACUACAAAGCCCAAGCUGUACUACCUUCCCGUUCCACGUCCCGUUGCCGACAAACGUCUGGACCAAUUUGAUGAACUGAUCCAGAAGGGCACAUUCCCACGUCGUGGUGGCGAUGAGAUGCGGCGAAUUACUUUCGAAGAUGGCGAUAAGUUUGUGGACAUUGGCCCAGAACGAUUCGGACCUGGACCUCGAUCUGGACCCGGACCUCGUGGACGGGGACGUGGUGGCCGGCGUGGUGAUUCAUGGCGUUCUUGA